ACUGUGUAACUGUGCUGGGACCUUUGGAAAUUCUAGUGAUGAAAGGCAGGGCCCUCACUUCCUCUUUCUGAGCAGCACAGGGUGUCACCAGACAGGAGCAGUCCUUGCCGGGGAGCCCGAAGCAAACAUGGAUCAGGAAACCGUGGGCAAUAUUGUCCUGUUGGCCAUUGUCACCCUCAUCAGCGUGGUCCAGAACGGGUUCUUUGCCCACAAGGUGGAGCAUGAAAGCAAGACACAGAAUGGGCGGAGCUUCCAGAGGACGGGAACACUUGCCUUUGAACGCGUCUACACUGCCAAGGUCUCCAGCGGGCUUGCAGCCAUGCUGACCCACCUUGACCGUGGCCCAGUGAGACCCAUUUGGACUUCUGACCUCCAGAUGAUUUGUCUUGUUUUAAGCCCCGACGUUUGGGGCUACCUAUUCCAGCAGCCGCAGAAAACGCAUGCAGUCACCCUGCGCGCUCACACGGCUGCGCCAAAACUGUGUGGACGCGUACCCCACGUUCCUUGUCGUGCUCUGGAGCGCGGGGCUGCUCUGCAGCCAAGUUCCCGCCGCCUUUGCUGGACUGAUGUACCUGUUCGUGAGGCAAAAAUACUUCGUCGGCUACCUGGGGGAGAGAACUCAGAGUUCUCUUGAGUAACAGAUUUUCCAGGGACCAGCAGGAAGAAUGUUGCAAAAAUAGGACGCACGAACACUCAGAGGACGGAGCCUGUGAAUAGAGUCCCCGUUGCAUUGCUGAUGGAGGCUGCCAGACGGAAAGCCCCAGAGCAGCAGUUAUAACUUUGGCUACACCCGGUUUGGGAAAUCCGGAUUUCCAUAAAAUAAAUGAGGAUACUUACAGGAGACAUGUUAUAGUCUGCCACCAGUUCCUCAGGAUUCUUGUUCGAAUUUUAUUUAUUUAUUUAUUUUUUGAGAGAAAGACAGAGAGAGAGAGAGUGAGCAGCAGCGGGGCAGAGAGAGAGGGAGAGGGCGAGAGAGAAUCCCAAGCAGGCUCCGCGUGGCCAGCGCAGAGCCCGAUGUGGGGCUUGAACUCGUGAACCGUGAGAUCGUGACCUGAGCUGAAAUCAAGAGUCGGACACUUUGACUGAGCCACCCAGGCGCUCCCACUUCUUUCGAAUUCUUAAUGUACCAGCAGGGCUCCAGGAGCCAGGCGUGUGUUCUGGGAGGCUGCCGCCUGCCCGAGUGGUGACUCCAGCCCUCCCCUCCAUUUUUCUCCCUUGUCUAGUUUCACAUCCCCCCCCCCCCCCCCCCCCGUCUCUUACGAUAGCACCCUCCUCUCGCGGUUAAUGGGCUCUCCGUUUAGUUAACAUCUGCAGCGGUGACAAAGGCAUUGACAUCCCGGGAGGUCGGCAGGUGAAAGCAUUCUGUCUGGGGACCUUGGGAGCCUGUGAAACUAAAUGGCUGGGGGCCGGGGGCUGAUGGCGAGCUGCAGCCAAGAGAAGAAUGACUCGUCUCUCAGAGAUUCUUUCCUGGGCUCGUCUGCUAUUCAUUCCUCUCUAGUGGGGUUCUUAUUUACCCUUGAAAACCACAGUUCCAUUAUCUCUCUUACCCUUAUCAACACUCUCAUAAAUGAUAUUCCUCAUUCUCUUCCACUCUGGAAAGCCUCUAUUCCGCCUUUUCCCGGGAGAGCACCUGUUGUCAAGAAGCGAGGGGUGGUGGGGUGUCUAUCAGUAAAAUAAGGGGGUUCUGCUCUCUUGGGCUGCCUCCCGUGCAUCCCUGUCUUC
Acinonyx jubatus (cheetah) is the source of this 1722-nucleotide messenger RNA. It is a transcript of the gene ALOX5AP, whose product is annotated as arachidonate 5-lipoxygenase activating protein. NCBI's taxonomy places the organism in Eukaryota, Metazoa, Chordata, Mammalia, Carnivora, Felidae. The coding region runs from base 128 to 634 and encodes 168 amino acids. The transcript has 6 exons. Gene Ontology annotation, biological process: leukotriene biosynthetic process. Gene Ontology annotation, cellular component: nuclear envelope; endoplasmic reticulum; membrane. Gene Ontology annotation, molecular function: glutathione transferase activity; glutathione peroxidase activity; leukotriene-C4 synthase activity. The record is from RefSeq and is a predicted model, not a curated record.